UUCAGUGUGAAUCAGAGAGUCAACAGAGAGUCUUUGUGGAGUGCGUUAGAGACAGGAGCAAAAUUCGAGGACUUGAAAGACUUGAACUUGAACACGGAAUAAUUUUUAACUUAUCUAAACGGGACAUCCUGCUUUAAAAAAUGUCUGAAAACAUCAAGAUGGAUCCACAAACUAUUCUCUGUGACAUGUGUGCAGAGGAGGACAGGAAACCAGCAAAGAAGACGUGCAUGAAGUGUGAGAUCUCCAUGUGUGUCCAGCACCUCCAGGCCCACCUGACCACACCUGUGUUACUGCAGACUCAUCCUCUGACUGAACCCAUGGAUUUAUGUGGGAACACCAAAUGUUCUCAGCACGGCAAGCUCCUGGAGUACUACUGCUUGGACGACAUGACCUGUGUGUGUGUUUCCUGCGCCAUUGAGGACCAGCACCGCCUACACAAUAUGAAGACCUUCUCCACAGCCCACAAAGAGCUCCUGGAGAAGCUGAAAGCUGAGCAGCUGAUCUUACAGGAGAAAACAGACGAUGAGAAUGUGAGUCUGGAAAAGUGGGAGAAGAGUGAAAGAGAGAAGCUGGGUCGCUGCAGUGUGCGUCUGACUGAGGCUGUGACUAACCUGCGUGACAUCUCUCUGACCAGCGUCCAGAGCUCAGUCUCUGCUCGUAUGGUGUCCCUGAAAACCAGCAAGAGCAGCCUGGAAGCAGCACAGAAGGAGAAGGACACCUUCAGAUUCCUGCAGAUGUAUUCUCAGGUGCAUCAGGAUGUGGAGAAGGCCAAGGCUGUGGAUCUGAGAAAAGGGCUGGAGCCGGGCAGCCAUCGGGACAAACUGGUUGAGGAGAUGAGACAGAAUGGGGAGAAGAUGGUGAAGCAAGCGUCUCAGUUCUGGGGCUCAUUGCUGACUCUGGUUGAUCCUGAACACCACCAGGAGCUUGUUCCCACUGGUUCAGACCUGAUCUUUGAGCCACAGUCUCUGGAUCCUGGCAUGUCGCUGUCCAAAGACAAGAGGAAGGUUUUCCACAAUAGCUGGCUGGGACAGUGCUGUGCAACUCUUCUAAUCUGUAGUACCAAGACAGCCAGCAGCUAUCAGAGGGCUGCUGUUGCUCUGAUGAGUAAGUUACGUGGUGAGUUGAGCGGGAAGAGUGAUGUCGCUCUGGUAGAGAAACAGCAUAGUCUUCCAGCCAAGCAGGUGGCCGAGUCUCUCUGCAGGGACGGACGUCUGCUGGGCACCUGCCCUUAUGCUGGUCUUGCAAACAACACCCGUGGCAUGGUGGUUAGCACCCUGGGAUACACUGGUGACCUGUUUGGGGUGUACCCUGCCUCUUGCCCUAAGACAUCUGGGAUAGGCACCAGUCACCCCCGCGACCCUGAAAAGGAUAAGCAGAAGUGA
Molecule: messenger RNA, 1382 nt
Organism: Oreochromis aureus
Lineage: Eukaryota; Metazoa; Chordata; Actinopteri; Cichliformes; Cichlidae
Product: tripartite motif-containing protein 29-like
Exons: 4
Coding region: 141-1382 (413 amino acids)
Molecular function (GO): zinc ion binding
Source: RefSeq, a predicted model, not a curated record